Molecule: messenger RNA, 5028 nt
Organism: Dromiciops gliroides (monito del monte)
Lineage: Eukaryota; Metazoa; Chordata; Mammalia; Microbiotheria; Microbiotheriidae
Gene: HPS1
Product: HPS1 biogenesis of lysosomal organelles complex 3 subunit 1
Exons: 20
Coding region: 189-2327 (712 amino acids)
Biological process (GO): melanosome assembly; vesicle-mediated transport
Cellular component (GO): BLOC-3 complex
Molecular function (GO): guanyl-nucleotide exchange factor activity
Source: RefSeq, a predicted model, not a curated record
CCCCCCUCCCCCUCCGCUCCCCGCCGCCUUCAUGCGCGCGCUGCCGGAAGCCGCCCUGGGUGGGCCGCGAGAGCCGCUGCUGCGGCUGUAUCCGGACCUUCACCACCAGACUGAGAUGACUGACCUGCCUGUCUAAACAGUUUGCUGAACUGCCUCCUCCCUAAAGGACAACUGCUAUCCCCUUCAAGAUGAAGUGUGUGCUGGUGGCCACAGAGGGGGCUGAGGUCCUAUUCUACUGGACUGACAAGGAGUUUGAAGAUAGUCUCUGGAAGAAGUUUGGGCUGUCAGAGACCAUGGAAGGAGAGUUUCCUGCUCUGGAGGACCGCCUCAGCACACUCUUUGCCCCAUUGAUCAUCUCCUCCAUGACGAUGCUAGAGAAGCUCUCAGACACCUAUACCUGCUUCUUAGCUGAGAAGAGCAACCAUCUGUAUGUUCUUCACCUGUUUAGUGAAUGCCUAUUUAUCGCCAUCAAUGGUGAUGGCGCAGAGAGUGAAGAUGACCUGCACCGCAAGUUGUAUGUACUGAAGCACCUGUUUGAGAUGCACUUUGGACUGGUGACCCUGGACAGCCAUCUCAUCAGGAAGGAGCUCCGGCCCUCAGACCUGCAGAAACGCACCCAAGUGUGGGCCCUCUUCCAGAGCCUGCUUCAUACCUACGGCCGCCUCAGAGAGCAAGAGCAGAGUUUUAUGGUGGAGGCUGUCGAGAGGCUAAUCCACCCCCAGCUCUGUGAACUAUGUAUCGAGGCCCUGGAAGAUCACGUUGUUCACCACAUUAAUACCCGUUCUGAGCAUGGCGGUGAAGAGGUCCUCCAUGCCUUCCUGCUUGUCCACACCAAACUGCUGGCCUUCUACUCCAGCUAUCACGCUAGUCCCCUGCGCUCAGCAGAUCUCCUCUCCCUCCUUCUCGUGGUUCAGGACCUGUACCCCAGUGACAGCUCAUCAGAAGAGAGCUGCAUUCAGGCUGCCCAAGAAAAGCCAUCCUGCCAGAGACCCAGCAACAGCCAGAACAUUCCUGUGCAGCAAAUGAGAAGCCCUGGCCCAUAUUCACGCACUAGGAGGAGUUCGGAGGAGACGGAGACGGAUAGUCUCUCAAUGCCCGAAGAAUACUACACCCCAACACCCUCCCCUGGUGGACGGAGCUCAGGAAGUACCAUCUGGCUGGAGGGGGGGACUCCACCAGUUGGUGGGGAUGCUGAUGCUGCCUUUGUCCAGAUAGCAGAGGACACCUUGCAAACACUGGUCUUCCCCUCUCCUGAGCCUUUCAAUCCCAGGAGGAUUUUCCUUGAUGCAACUCUAAAGGAGAGCCAUUGCAUUAUGAUGCCUCACACCAUGUACUGCUUGCCCCUCUGGCCCGGCAUCUCUAUGGUGCUUCUAACCAAGAGUCCCACCUGCCACAUGGCUUUCUCCCUUUACCAACUGCUGGAAGGGUUUUCAGUACUAGAGAAGAAACUGAAGGAAAGACAAGAAGUGGGGAGUGCCUUUCGUUCCCAGCCCCUUCUAGGGGACUUGCGCCAGAGGAUGGACAAAUUUGUGAAGAAUCGAGGAGGACAAGAUAUUCAGAGCUCCUGGCUGGAAUUUAAGAACAAAGCUUUCUCCAGAAGUGACCAAGGGUCCCCCUUGGAGAUCAUCCAGGCCUGUGCCAAGGUAAAGCGGCAGCUUUGCUCCUUGUAUCGAGCCCAUUUCCUGAGCCAGGGGCCUGGAGGGGGAGGAUCCUGUCUCCCCCAGAGCCUGCAGGACCACGCCCAGAGUGCCAUCCAGGACACACUGAUGGACUGGAAGGACUUUUUGAUGGUGAAGAGUCAGAGGAACAUCACCUUGGUGUCUUACUUGGAAGACUUCCCAGGUUUGGUACAUUUCAUCUACGUGGAUCGAAUGACAGGGCAGAUGGUGGCUCCCUCCCUCAACAUCACUGAAAAAACGACGUCAGAGUUGGGCAAGGGAACCCUAGCUGCCUUCAUCAAAACUAAGGUCUGGGCUUUAGUUGGUCUGUCCCGGCGGUACCUCCAAAAGGGCUAUACUACUCUGACGUUCCGAGACGGCGACUACUACUGCUCCUACUUCCUGUGGUUCGAGAAUGAGAUGGGGCACAAACUACAGGCGAUAGAGGUACCCGUCCUCUCUGAUGACGCACCUCCCAUAGGUGUGCUUGGGGGAGACUAUUACAGGAAGCUUCUGCGCUACUAUAGCAAGAGCCAUGCGGGAGAAGUAGUGAAAUGCUAUGAACUGAUGACCAUCCACCUUUCUGUCCUCGCUGUGGACAUAGUGGUCCAGCAGGCAGGCCAGCUGGCCCGGCAGCUGUGGGAAUCAUCCCGGAUCCCCUUGCUCUAGGAGGCUGGACUGUUGUGUGGCUCUUGAAUUAUACAAGACAUUUGUUUGGUCUGUUCCAUAUCUCCCUCCUUCAGGACCUGCUCAGGGUCUCCAGAUGCUUCACCUCGGCAAUGGAAAUGCCCCUCUUCAAGUUCUCAAAUCUUCAAAUGAUGAAGAUCAUAGGUAAUCCAUGCCCUCCUGCAAAAUCAGUGAUAGCCUGAAGGUAGCAGGGUAAAACCUCCAUGCCUGCAUAUUCCUGAAAAGCCCUACCCUGGCUGGUCCAUAGAAUGCAUGGUACAUAGAGAUGCCCCUCCAAGCCACAAAUCAGUCCUGUGGUGUGGCAGAUCUUAGCACGAAUGGUGCAGAUGCCACUUUGUGUUUCAGAAAGCAGGUUGGGGGACAGGGGCUGGGCUUCCCUCAAAUCAUUCUUCCCUCUGAAAGGGAAUGAUGAACCUUUGAACAAGGGCCUUCCUUCCCUAUUGUGUCCUUAAAAGUUCCAGAGAUCUUGACAUUGAAAUUCAGAGGCACUAGAUCUGGGGGCUGUCUCUCCGAGGCUUCCCAAGAGGGGAGGAAGUUACCAGCACCCAAUAUCCAGGGUUUUGUGACCUUAAUUUCCUGUAUGACUUAAAGCACUUACCUUUCUUCUUUUUCUCCACUGGAUUCCUUCUUAUCCUUGAGUUUCCUUUCUCUGCCUCCCAAAAUCCAAGCUGCCUUAUUGCCUAUCAUAUGGUAAAAUGGGGAGGGGGCUUAGUGUGGGCCUAUGUAUGUCCUGCACAACAGGCAGUUAAAAACAUGCUCACUCCCAGCCUGUCAGUGUGUGUGCUGGGACUCAGUGUUUCUUGAUUCCCAGGUAAAGAUAGAGGGUGACAGGAAGCAAAAAACAAGCAGUGUUUGUCCUGUUAAUGAUACUUCAUUGAAUGGAAUGUGUGCCUCCUAUAUGUGCAGUUUAUUCUCCAGAACCUUAGUGAAAGAGUAGAAGGAAGCAAGAAACCAAAUUCUGAAUCCUCUGCAGAGUUUAGCUAAGGAGAGAUGUAUCAAAUUGAAAAGACAUCGAUCGACAGAAAGAAAGUAUUCACUUCUGGAAACCCCUCAUUUCUGCUUUAUGCAUUGUAAACCUGCCCACCCCACACUGGCCAUUUCAUUUCUGGGCACAAACAAGACCACAAAUGACUCUGCAGUCACUGAGGGGAUUUGAGGAGCUCUGGGUGUCCUGGCCCCAGGAGAUAGAAGAGACUAAAUUCCAGAGCUGAGAUGUGCUGAUGGACCACUGCAGCACACACAGGGUAAUCCAAAUGGAGGUCCACCUUGCCUUCCACUAGGACAAGGAAAACAUCAGAAAAACAUAGCAAGAGCCCUAGAAGUCUGGGGCUCCCCGCAAAGGGGCUGAACACUUUGGGUUGAUUAUUUGGGAUUUUGAGUCCAUCAGACAAACUUCCUCCUGUGAACCUGCAUUCCAUGAGGAUUUCCAAGAAGCUGUCUGUUGCAUAAUGGUACAAUAAGUCAACAGUCAAGAUCAUUUAAAUAAGAAUGAUAAUCCCAUUGAUGUGCUCCCACUGUGUGCUCUAGGCCAAUUGUUAAGCACCAGUGUUCUAGGGAUUCAGCAUUCAUACUGCUACUCUGGGCUUCCUUACUCCUCUUGGGUACAGUCGUACAGCAUAUGUCAUUACUUAUUCCACCAUGCAAGAGUUACCUCAAAGACCCGAGUCUAACUUGUAAAGGAAACACAUUGGAAAACUGACAGUUCAAUUAUAGAAAAAGAAGAGGGGAAAAAACCCUAAUUUUCCUCUAGUGUUUUUUUGCAAUAUUUGGGCAUUCAAGAAGAGUCUGGGAUUAAAAAUAUUUCCAAGCAGGUCCCUGCAAAUUCAUAAGGAACCCCAAUCCAAUCAGCUUGCAAAACCCUGUAGGUUUUACUUCCAUGACCCCUCUGGAGACAGUCUCUUUCCAACUUACAGUGACAUCUCCCUAGUUCAAAUCCCUGUCAGCAUUUGCCUGGUCUAACUGGUCUCCCUGCUUCCAUUCUCUCCUAAUCUCCAGUCCAUUUUUAACUCAGCUAUUCAACUCAUCUUCCUUCUAACCCUCUACAUUCACCUUGUCAGAAACCCUUACUGGUCUUUCAGAGUUGUUUUUCUUCUCAUUGGCGUUACAUUGUUUCCUUUUUUUUAAAUGCACAGACCAAGAAAAAUAAAACAAACCACAAAACCAGAAGACACAAAUGGAGCCGUUUUGUUAGUACCUUGUUAAAUUUAAUGUUAGUUUUUAAAAAGACAAAUUGUACGUAAUGGGAGUUCAGAGUUUCUUAGGAAAUCUCUGGUUCUUUUUUAUGUAUUAAAGUGGUUGUGUUUGUUGAUGAUUCUUAAGAUAGAAACAAGAAAAGGAAAUGGUCCGUGGCUCCCAAGUGCCUUCACUUCACACACUCCACAUUCUAGCCAGAUAUUCACAGGUUGGUCCCCACUCUUCACCUCAGACACUUCUAAUUCUAAGCAUUCAUCCACAGCAGGCUCUUUAAGGAGGUUCCUCCAAAGGAAGCCUAGAGAGCAUUAGACAAACUGAGAUGAGAACAGUUGGGCUAAGGGCAGGGUUUGCCUGGAAAAAACCCAUACCUCAUGCCUCCUUUCAAGGCCCAGUUCAGGGGCGGCCUCCUCCAAAAAGGCUUCCUCAGGUAUCAGGUACUUUAUAAAUGUGAUCUAUUACUGCUGUAGCAAUAAUCAACCUCAUGGCUUUG